Molecule: messenger RNA, 1576 nt
Organism: Diabrotica balteata
Lineage: Eukaryota; Metazoa; Arthropoda; Insecta; Coleoptera; Chrysomelidae
Source: the annotation of a GenBank genome assembly
UAGGUCUACUUGUAAACUUUAAUCAACAUACAAAUUUUCGAUGAAAUAAUUAUCUGUAAGAAUAAUUUUUAUCCUGAUUUAUAACAUGACAGAAGACGUCCAAAGACAUUCUGUUCACACUCUUGUGUUCAGAUCGUUAAAACGAUCUCACGAUAUGUUUUUAGCAAACCAAGGAAUUCUGCCAUCAAUUGAUGAUACUGCAGAAAAAAUAAGAAGGUUGGUAAAGGCAAGAGACUCUUAUGGUAUGGUAUUCGAUGAUGUUAAAAGAAUGCAAGCUAUGAAAAAUCUGAGGGAAGCUGAAGCCGGUCCAAAUCCACCCCCUCCUGGAACAGCAGAGUCUCCGGAUGGUCAACCAGCUGACAGUGCUGUGGUUCCUUACACAGAUAAUAGUCUAGUAUUAAAAAGUCAACAAAAUACUAAUCAGAAUCAAUUGACUAAUCCAAUGAAAAGAGCACCUACAAUGCCAAAACCAAAGUGGCAUGCUCCAUGGAAACUAUACAGAGUAAUUGCUGGACAUUUGGGGUGGGUGAAAUGUGUUGCUGUAGAACCAGGAAAUGAGUGGUUUGCUACAGGAGCUGCAGAUCGAAUUAUAAAAAUUUGGGAUUUGGCUACAGGCCAGUUAAAAGUUUCACUAACUGGACAUGUCAGUACAGUUCGAGGUUUGGCCAUCAGUCCUAGACAUCCUUACUUGUUUAGUUGUGGUGAGGAUAGACAAGUGAAAUGUUGGGAUCUUGAGUAUAAUAAGGUUGUCAGGCACUAUCAUGGACAUUUAUCAGCUGUAUAUUCAUUAUCACUUCAUCCCACAAUAGAUGUACUUUUGACAGCUGGUCGAGACUCUACUGCCAGAGUGUGGGAUAUGCGGACUAAAGCUAAUAUUCAUACACUGACAGGUCAUACACAUACUGUUUCUACAGUUAUUUCUCAAGCAACAGAGCCUCAGGUUAUUACUGGAUCACAUGACUCCACCAUUAGGUUAUGGGACUUAGCAGCAGGAAAAUCUAUUUGUACAUUGACCAACCAUAAGAAGAGUGUGAGGGAUAUUGUUUUUCAUCCAACUUUAAAUAUGUUCGCUUCCGGUUCACCUGAUAACAUAAAACAGUGGAAAUGUCCUGACGGAAAAUUCAUUCAAAACUUAUCGGGUCACAAUACUAUCAUAAACUGCCUGGCAGUAAAUCCAGAGGGCGUUUUAGUAUCAGGGGGAGACAAUGGCACUCUUCACUUUUGGGACUGGAGAACUGGAUACAAUUUCCAAAGGUUGCAGGCUCCUGUCCAACCAGGAUCUAUGGAUAACGAAGCUGUCAUAUUUUCAAUGACUUUCGAUAAUUCUGGAUCGAGGUUAAUAACAACAGAGGCGGAUAAGACUAUAAAAAUUUAUAAAGAAGACGAUACAGCAACUGAAGAGUCACAUCCAAUUAACUGGAAGCCUGAUAUUCUUAAGAGAAGAAAAUUCUAACAUGUUCUUUUAAUUUUUUAUCGUCUUGUGUGAUAAACAUUGUUACUAAGGACAUGAGUUUUUUAAGUAUGAAUAAUUAUUGUAUAUUAAAGAUAAGUGAUUGUAAUAUAAUUUUUUACCAUA